AUGGUGGAGUAUAAGGUUGAGGUGUUUGACAGCACUGUCCUCACCCUGGACACCAUCUACAUCAGGCUGAUAGGCAGCAUCUGCAACAGUGAACCCCAGGUUCUCCACAGCCCACUUUCAUUGCUACUCCUGGACAACGACCUCUACAUCAAACAGGAGUUCCAUGCGCAGACCAUCUCGUUUUUGGGCUUUGUCGUGUCACAUAACACACUGCGCAUGGUCCCCACCAAGGUCAAGGUGGUCCAGAACUGGCCCCGACAGACUUCGGUGGACUCCUCCGAAGUAGGCGUGGGUGCGGUCUUAUCUCAGCAGGUGGGGCUGGAUGGCCGACUGCACCCAUGUGCCUACUACUCCCACUGUCUAUCCCCUGUGGAGCAGAGGUAUGACGUUGGAGACGGGGAGCUCCUGGCCGUGAAGCUGGCUCUAGAAGAGUGGAGGCAUUGGCUUGAGGGAGCGGAACACCCUUUUCUGGUCUGGACUGACCAUAAAAACCUGGCUUACAUCCAGCAGGCCAAGUGCCUGAACCCACGCCAGGCCAGAUGGGGGCUUCCCCCGGAGCGCACUGUAACAACAGUGUGCUGUGACAACAAUGUUGGCACUGUCCUGCUGGUAGAACUAGAGGCCACGCCAUGCUUUCUGCAUUUCUUUAAGGACUGGUUCUGUGCCAAGCUGGUGGUGACCACACCUGAAGGAGAUGAAGUCGUCUUCCCCUGUUACCAGUGGCUGGACAGCAAAAAGCCAAUCGUCUCUCUCCGGAACAGCAAGGCUACACUUGUCCAGAAGGAAACAGAAAUUGCCCUCCACUUCCAAAGGCGACAGGAGCUCAAGGAGAGGCAGCAGAACUUCAGGUAUGGAGGAAAAAUUAUGAUUUACCCUCCAGCAUUGAUGCAGAUUCAGCGUCUGAUUUGCCGAGUGAGACUGGCUGAGCUGGAGCUUGAGAGUUUGAUGGCCUGCUCAGAAUCAUGGCGCAGUUUCAACCAACUUCAAUCAAUCCUCCGUCACCCCGAACCCAACAAGGCUGGAGCUUACGUCCAGCAGCACUGGCAGGAAGACGAGUUCUUCGGCUAUCAGACGCUCAAUGGAUUGAACCCCAUGCUGAUUGAGCUCUGCACCAAGCUGCCAAGAAAUUUUCCCGUCACUAAUACCAUGGUCAGGUCUUCUUUGGAAGGAAGCAGUUUGAAGACGGAAAUGAAGAAAGGAAAUAUCUUCCUCUGUGAUUAUAAACGCCUGAGCGGAUUUAAGGGAAGUAUGAUUGAUGGGAAACAGCAGUAUCUGGCUGCUCCACUCUGCCUGCUCUACAGCACCCCUGAGAAAACUCUCAAACCCAUCGCUAUACAGUUACAGCAGAAGCCGAAUAGAAACAACCCCAUCUUCCUGCCCACUGACUCCCAGUGGGAUUGGCUCUUGGCAAAGAUCUUUGUGAGGAAUGCAGAAUUCCACGAACAUGAGCUCAACUUCCACCUGCUGCGUACUCACCUGCUGGCCGAGGUUUUCACCAUCGCAACCCUCCGCAACCUGCCAUCAGCUCACCCGCUGUACAAGCUCCUGAAGCCCCACACUCUCUACACACUGCAGAUCAACAUCAUGGCCAGAAACCUGCUGAUCUCACCUGGAGGGGUUUUCGAUAAGUAUACUUCAAUAGGUCAUGCAGUCAGGGCAUACCUGCCCAAAGCCUUCUCCACCCUGACCUACAGCUCCCUCUGUCUUCCGGACAAUAUCAAGGAGAGAGGUCUGGAGAACAUCCCCGACUACUUCUAUAGAGAGCAAGCCCAAAAGCUCUGGAACAUCAUCAACAAGUAUGUUGAUGGAGUUGUGAAGUACUACUAUCUCAGCGCUGAGGACGUGCAGAAAGACUCAGAACUGCAGGACUGGAUCAGUGAAAUAUUUAACUUUGGAUUUCUGGGAAGAGAACAGAGUGGAAUUCCGAAGUCUUUCAGCACAGUGGACGAGCUCAUCAAGUUCGUGACGAUGGUGAUCUUCACGGUGUCGGCUCAGCACGCUGCGGUUAACAACGGCCAGUUUGAUUUCGGGGGCUGGAUGCCCAAUCUGCCGACCGCCCUCAGACUCCCCCCACAAUGCAAGAAAGGUGUGACCACAGAGAAAACCAUAUUUCAAGCCCUGCCUAAUGUCACCACUACCAUCCAUGGCAUGGCUGUUCUGUAUCUGCUGAGCAGGAAGUCCUCUGACCACUACCUGCUUGGAAAUUUUCGGGAGGAGCUGUUCAGCGAGGCUGUACCACGUGGCCAUAUUAAAGAAUUUCAGAAAGCUCUCAAAUUAUUAGAGGCUGAAGAUAAAACCAGGAACCAGUCCCUUGAACCUGGCUACCCUUACUUAAACCCAACAACUGUGGAUAACAGUGUUGCUCUGUAG
Messenger RNA from Astyanax mexicanus (Mexican tetra), 2370 nucleotides. RefSeq names its product polyunsaturated fatty acid lipoxygenase ALOX15B-like. The transcript is spliced from 16 exons. The record is from RefSeq and is a predicted model, not a curated record. Gene Ontology annotation, molecular function: protein binding; metal ion binding; oxidoreductase activity, acting on single donors with incorporation of molecular oxygen, incorporation of two atoms of oxygen. The coding region runs from base 1 to 2370 and encodes 789 amino acids. Gene Ontology annotation, biological process: linoleic acid metabolic process; lipid oxidation. Lineage: Eukaryota; Metazoa; Chordata; Actinopteri; Characiformes; Acestrorhamphidae.